Molecule: messenger RNA, 477 nt
Organism: Macroventuria anomochaeta
Lineage: Eukaryota; Fungi; Ascomycota; Dothideomycetes; Pleosporales; Didymellaceae
Exons: 3
Coding region: 1-477 (158 amino acids)
Cellular component (GO): membrane
Source: RefSeq, a predicted model, not a curated record
AUGGUCGCUCCAGCUAUCGUCUUGGGCAUUCGCGGUGUCCAGGUCCUCUUCUCUAUUAUCGUACUAGGUCUCACAGCUUACCUUGUCGACCAAUACACAAACCCCUGGGCUAGCUGGUCUCCUCACAGCCUCAACUUCAUGCUCUUCACCUCAGUAUGGACUCUCCUCGCAGUCGCAUACCUGACGCUCGCACCAACACGCUUCCCUCGCGCUGCCCACAAGUUCGCCAUCGCGGGUGUUGAAUUCUUGACCAUGCUCUUCUGGUUCGCAGCAUUCAUUGCUGUGGCUGUGCUCUGGCGUGAUAUCUACUGGGGCUGGGCCGGUCACGGCACCUUCCACAACUGCGGUAUUGCUGCUAUUGUGUUUGGAGCGUUCCUCUGGUUGACCUUCCUCGCUACUACUGUGCUCUCCGCUCUCCACAUCCGCAACUCGUCUCGCGGCAACACUGCUCCCCCACCAGACAUGGCUGGUGUCUAA